CGGAAGUGUUCGUCAUCGACCUCUUUCACUGCGGCUUCAUCGCCAGGCGGACUAACCCGCUGCUCCCAUCCGAUCCCUCAGCGCAGACUGUCGGGUCCUUGAAUUUGCCAGCACCGGCUGCCGGAAAGCGUCCAGCUCCUGUCCAAAUGCAAGCUAUCAAAUGUGUGGUGGUCGGCGACGGGGCUGUGGGAAAGACCUGUCUGCUGAUCAGCUACACCACCAAUGCCUUUCCUGGUGAAUACAUCCCCACUGUCUUUGACAACUACUCUGCCAAUGUCAUGGUGGAUGGGAAGCCUGUGAAUCUGGGCCUCUGGGACACAGCAGGCCAGGAGGAUUAUGAUAGACUCAGGCCAUUGUCUUACCCACAGACGGAUGUGUUCUUGAUAUGCUUCUCCCUGGUCAGUCCGGCCUCCUUUGAGAACGUCCGAGCUAAGUGGUACCCAGAAGUGAGACACCAUUGCCCCAACACACCCAUCAUCUUGGUGGGGACAAAGUUGGAUCUUCGAGAUGACAAGGACACCAUCGAAAGGCUGCGAGACAAGAAGCUUUCUCCAAUAACCUAUCCUCAGGGUCUGGCUAUGGCGAGAGAGAUUGGGGCUGUGAAGUACCUGGAGUGCUCGGCACUGACCCAGCGAGGCCUGAAGACAGUAUUUGACGAGGCCAUCCGAGCCGUGCUCUGCCCUCCGCCUGUGAAGAAGAGGGGGAAGAGGUGCACCAUGUUCUGAGGAGGAUCCACUGCUCUAACACCACAUCAUCAGAAACAACAAACACAGUUUCUUUGAGCGAAUGAGAGCUAAAACUGGUGAGAGUGAGUGUGCGGUUCAGUGAUUGUUUUCUGUAGCCUUUUUCUUUUUCAAACGCCAUAUUGGUCACACAAACCAAGAUUUAUUCGGUUUUUCUCACCCAUUGCUGUAUAAGAUCAUGGGUUCUCUGUGAACGGCACUGACUGUCCAUCUACAUUGUACUCCUGGAGGCAAACUGUUGCCAUGAGGACUGCAGCUUUCUAGAACCUCGUCUUUAUACUGCUCUUGUCUCUCUCAGCCAUGCUUGCUUCAGUUAACGCAGUGGUGAUUACACAGACCGUCAGUUGCUGAUAUGUUUCAGGUUGGAAGUUACCCUCAGCGUCCUUUCUAAGAUCAGCAGGUUCAGCCUCAACGCUGAACACUUCUAGGUGCUACAGUUAACGUUUUCUCUGCUGCACUUGGAGAUAAUGGACAUACUUGUUUGUGUGAAAAGGUCCCGGUCAGAUCAUCUGAGAGCGCUGCACACUAACCCAUGAUUUUUGACUGUUUAAUUAAAGCUAUGCAGCUCAGAUCUGAUGUGGCAGGCUUUUAGUGACUAACCACAAACCGCAGCCUGUGUUCUUGGUCUAACACAGAAUGGAAAGGAAGCAGGCCGAUCUCAAAACGUCGCUGUAUUUAUGACCUGAGGGCCUGACGUCAGCGGCUGUGUGGGUCAGUUCAUCUCGCCUGGUGAUUGUAUUAAUCGGCGCUCAUCUCAAGCCUGUUUGUGUCGUUUCUGUUACAAAAAAAGUUAAAGUAGCUCUGUCUAUGACAGCCUGUUGUUAGCAGCCUUUAGGUCAGUAAUAAUAGUGUUGGACUGAUGGACGAAACUGGGAUUAUUUAUCUGUGAAUUUAGCUGAGCUCUAACUUCUCACCUAAUUUCUUCUUUUUUUUCCGCCGUGCCCAUCUCCUCUGUAGAAAAGCGACGUGAAGACUUCAUUUCUUUGUAGCUUUUUCAUUUUGCAAGAAAAUUCUUUUGAGCUUGAAACCCUUCCGAGUCUUAACGUGACUUCUGGCUUUAGAAGCAGAGACUGGGGCUUAGAGAUAUACUGGCCGUUUAUUUUGUGUUUAAUCAGUGUUAGUGAGGCAUAGAUGGUUUCUCAAACAUGCAGUCAUACUACUAGUAAACACUUAGUCCUGAUCUUAGACAAGAGUCUGUGGGGAACUUCAUUUACAGUGCUGAUUUUGUAGGUUUGCCUUUCAAGAAAUAAUGACUCUAAUCGUGUGAUUUUGAUUUAACAUGGAGCGACAGAAUGUCAGUCAAAGAUUCACACACAUUGCAUAAAGGUUACACAUUGUUUUCAUGAAACUCUGUGAAACAAGCAUUCGAUCCAUAAGUGAACUAUAAUCUCCUGUUUGGUGAAAGAACCUGCUUUGGGAAGCAGAGCAUUAAGAUGAACCAUCACCAGAUCUGCAGCCAUCUGAUGAAGGGUUUUAGCCCAGUUCUUCAUAUCCUUCAGGAUUCUUGGCUGCCUCUCUGCAACUCAAUGCUUCUGUGCGCUCCACAGAUCUUCUGCAAAUCUGAGCUCUGGAGACUGUUGCCUUGGUGCUAAGUUUUGGUCCAUGCUUACCGGUACUUCUCUGAGUGGCUGAAGGAAAUGGAUUAUUGCCCGAGAUCAGAUGUAUUUACUCAGGUAAAUACAUGCUCCACCUUUUAUUCAGAAAACAGCCCCAAAGCACAAUAUUUCCUCCUCCAUGCUUGGCUGUGGGAAGGUAACAGGCGGCGUUGAUGCCCAACAGCUUGCUUUUAGUCUCAUCUAAACCGAAUAUUAUCUCCUAACACCUGCAAAAUGAAGAUGAGCCUGUACAUAUGUCUACAUGGGGAGCUGAAAUAUAUCUAUCAGUUAGUGCGAACAGUGAUUCCACUGAUGUGCUGGGUAGCUGUGGUCCUUCAGAUCUCUAGCUUCUGGAACGUAGCUGUGGGCCGAGGCUGCUCCUUUGCCAUUUUUUGCCAUCAUUUUGGUGGCUCUAAUGGCUCACUUUUCAACACAGUAGGCUGACAGGAAGAGGGGGAGAGACAUGCGGCAAAGGACCGCAGGUCAGAGUGGAACCCAGGUUGACGACCAAGGCCUCUGUACAUGGGUUGCGCUACCCGCUGCACCACUAGCGCACCCUAAAAGAACUAACCUAAAAGCUCUUCUUGGAGAGCGUUUCAGCCUUUCCUCUCCCUGAUAUCCAUUCCAUGCUUGUUGGUCUCUGCAUGGGAGUGUGGACUGCUGUGCUUUAAAGGCGUGAAGUAAGGAGUACCUGGUAUUGAUGGUUGGAUUGAUUAACUGAUUGUAAUCUGUGUGCCUUGUGGUAGCUCAAACUCUAUCUGGUUUGCAAGGGAUCAAAUGCUUUCUUUCACAUGGCCAAUCAGUUUAAAGUUUUCUUUUCUGCAUAUUCUGUGUCUGUCUGUUAAAUAAACCUACCAAACAUUUACAAAGCUUUUGUUUCUCGGUUUGAAGGCAAACCUACAGAAGCAGCAGUGGUUUAGCUUAUUCCCUCCUCUGGAACUGUGGAUGUGUGUCAGACCAGCAUGCCAAACAUGGAGCUGUCCAACCUUGCUGCCUGAGAUCUGCCUUCAGAAAGGGAGGAGCUUGCAUGGUCUUAAUAUGCUCUGUCUUCAUUAUGCCACCGAUUAGACCUGCUCUCUGUUCGGGCACGUGUGUGUGUGUCACAGGCAUGUAAAUAAAUGCUGGUAUUUGUGUGUGAACAGGCUCGUGACGGUAGCAGUGACACAGUGUUUUCCAGCAGUUCAGGAUGGCGAUAAAAGAUGAUAUUGUUUUAAGCCAAGUUUUUUAGUGUCCAGUUUUUGGUACAAUUUCAUAUUGUAGUAAUACACAGGAGUUUUCAAGAUUGUGCGGACAUCGAGGCAGAAAAAAAAAAAAUCUAGUGAUGUACAGAAGAAGCACUGCAUUGGGAAUAUCUGUAUGUACCUGAAUAUGUACCUUCCUAACAAUAAAACAAUUAACUUUAAAGGAAUCCUAGUUGCUCAUGUUGAAUUUAGAAGUGUUGCUAACAGUGUAUAUAAUAAAGGGGCCAAUCUUUGUGGAGUUUGUCAUUGCAGCAAACAGUGCGGAUUGCACCUUUAUGAGCAGUUUUCUCUCAGGCCUGCAGUGUGGGGGGAGGGGGUCUCCCUCAUGUGGGGAUGCUCCCCCUGCAGGGCUGCCUGUCAUGCUGUCUUUAGUGGGCACAGCUGUGUGGUUGAAUCAUGUGGUGUGGUCCUGCCUAGCUAAGGUGUCGAUAUGUAGCUGAGAAACACGGCAAAAAAAAAAAAAUCAAUAAAAAAUCUAAUACUAUUAUUGCAUGGAAGUUUUCUGGUUGUUUGACCCACUGUAAAUCUUCGGAGAGCUUGUACGAUGAAAUGCAUCGGCCAUGUACGUAUGUAAUGUAAGAUGACUUGUAUACUUGUUUCAGCUGUUUGUCUUCUUUUUUAUUACUUCACAUGUUGGUGUGGUUAAAAAUCAUUUUUGUAUACUAAAUACAAACGUAUACGUAAAGAA
Molecule: messenger RNA, 4267 nt
Organism: Fundulus heteroclitus (mummichog)
Lineage: Eukaryota; Metazoa; Chordata; Actinopteri; Cyprinodontiformes; Fundulidae
Gene: rac3b
Product: Rac family small GTPase 3b
Exons: 6
Coding region: 147-725 (192 amino acids)
Biological process (GO): regulation of cell shape; actin filament organization; cortical cytoskeleton organization
Cellular component (GO): cytoplasmic vesicle; plasma membrane; cell cortex
Molecular function (GO): GTP binding; GTPase activity; protein kinase binding
Source: RefSeq, a predicted model, not a curated record